AUGAGGAGUUCAGCCAUAUGGCUUCUCCUGCUUCCGCAGGCCGCUUUUGUUCUGGGUACGAACGCGCAAUAUUAUAAAGAUAAUCAUGCGGAAAAUACGCUCUGGAAGGAACCGAAGAACCAUGGACUUGGUCCCAAUACAGAUGUUGAGACGGAGCAUGUCCAGCCGCCGGUUCGGCAACCAGGAGCCGAAUUCGUCGACGCUGCGCUAUCGCAACUGAAUAAAGCGUCGCGAUCAUCGCAACACCGAAGACAGCAGUCAUCCGGCAUAGUCGGAACCGUUGUCCGAUACAUCCUAAACACCCUACCUACAGGACCUGCGACGGCCCCCUCACAGGAGCAGCAACAGCAAUCAAAGUCCGCCGCAACUGGUCCUCUCGCAAAUGCUGUUGAUUUGUUAGAAAAAGCCGCGAACCAGAAUAAUUCCGAUGCCCUAUAUCUACUAGCAGAAUUGAAUUUCUUUGGGAACCACAGCCAUGCCAGAGAUCUUCACGCCGCGUAUAAUUACUACAACCACCUGGCCAGCUCUUAUGGCAACACGACUGCGCAAUACAUGUUGGGGCUCUUUCAUUCAACGGGUCUUGGUGACGUAGUCCCGCGAGAUCAGGCCAAGGCCUUGCUUUACUACACAUUUGCAGCUCUCCGCGGCGAUACUCGCGCCGCCAUGGCUACCGCUUUCAGGCAUCACAUUGGUAUUGGGGCUUCAAAGAGCUGUGAAGUAGCGGUUAAAUAUUACAAGCGCGUAGCCGACAAGGCAAUUCAAUGGCAUCGAUCUGGCCCUCCCGGCGGCGUGACCUGGAUUUACCAGGGAUGGCGAAUUGCGGACGACGACGGUGGUGUUUAUGGUGAGGGCGCUAGUGCGGCAAGCUCUGGACUGAACGCACGCAAAGUGAGCGUACACUCUGAUGCGAACGCUGCCAUUAGCGAUGUCAUCGAAUACCUGGACCUCAUGUCGCAGAAAGGCGACGUCAAAGCCUCUCUGAAUUUGGGGAGAAUAUUUUAUGACGGACAGAGGGGUCUCGAUCACGACUAUGGCCUUGCAAAGAAAUAUUUCUUUUUGGUUGCCUCUAGAUACUGGAAAAGAGACGGUACGCUUGUGGAUAACGCAAAGCCGGGCACCGAUAAAAUCGCUGCCAAAGCUGCGGGCUUCAUCGGUCGCAUGUACCUACGAGGAGAGGGCCUGCCACAAAACUUUGAGAGAGCUAAAGUAUGGUUUGAGCGAGGGACGAAGCUCAACGACGCCCAGUCGCAGUAUGGAAUGGGUUUGAUAUUACUAAACGGCCUAGGUGUCAAGGAGAACGUUAAGCGGGCCUCGGAGCUUUUCCAACUUGCAGCAGCGGCAGACUAUGCCCCAGCCCAGGUUGAGAUUGGGCGACUGUACCUUGAUCAGGGCGAAGCUGAGGACCUGCGAGUGGCAAGCAACUUCUUCGAACUUGCGGCUAGAUAUGGAAACAUCGAAGCCCAUUACUAUCUGGCGGAGAUGAUAUAUAAUGGCGUAGGGCGCGAAAAGGCUUGCAAUAUGGCCUUGGGCUACUACAAAAAUGUUGCAGAGAAGGCAGAGCCCCUGGUCUCGUCGUGGGCAGAUGCGAAUGAUGCCUAUGAUGCUGGGGACUAUGAAGUUGCCUUCCUUGAAUAUCUAAUGGCAGCUGAACAGGGCUAUGAGAGAGCACAAAACAAUGUGGCUUACAUGUUGGACAUGACCGAGUCGGAGAAAAAAUCGUUGUGGCUGGGCAAGUCACAGACCGAAGGAACUCUCCUCAAUAACCCAAGUCUGGCUCUUAUCCACUGGACACGAUCGUCGAAGCAGGCCAACAUCGACUCGUUGGUCAAGAUGGGUGACUAUUACUUCUAUGGUAUCGGCACCAAAGCUGAUGUCGGCAAGGCCGUGCAGUGCUAUACCGGAGCGUCGGAGUACUCGCAAAGUGCCCAAGCCCUGUUCAAUCUCGGAUGGAUGCACGAAAACGGUGUUGGCCUUGAGCAAGACUUCCACUUGGCCAAGAGAUUCUAUGACCAGGCACUGGAGGUGAAUGAGGAGGCAUACCUCCCUGUAACGCUGAGCCUCUUGAAGCUUCGAAUUCGAAGUGCCUGGAACACGAUUACACAUGGCGAGGUUCAUUCCAUCCAGGACGAACCCAGCAAAAGCAAAGACUGGUCACUAGCAGAGUGGAUUGCCAACUUUAUGAAAGACGACCAAUACUAUGACGACGAAGCACUGUAUGGGGAUUACAUGGAUGAUGAUACUCUGGAUGUCGGGGAUGAUGACUAUCUUGACGCGGGCGGUGUUGUAGAAAGCAUCCUCGUUGUUGGCAUCACCUUUUCUCUGGUAUUGCUUCUAUGGUAUCGACAGAGGAUGCAGCAAGCUUACGCACAGGCGGAGGAAGCGAGGCGACAGGGUCAAGGCCAAGGCCAGGGCCAGGGCCAGCAAGCGCAAGCGCAACAACCGAUUCCAGGGCCUGCUGGGAAUCCCGCGAACCGGUUUGAUGGGUUUGGCGGGUGGGCUGCUGGGGGCAUGGGCUUAUAA
Metarhizium brunneum ARSEF 3297 is the source of this 2520-nucleotide messenger RNA. It is a transcript of the gene SEL1L, whose product is annotated as Protein sel-1 1. Gene Ontology annotation, biological process: ERAD pathway. Lineage: Eukaryota; Fungi; Ascomycota; Sordariomycetes; Hypocreales; Clavicipitaceae. The record is from RefSeq and is a predicted model, not a curated record. Gene Ontology annotation, molecular function: protein binding. Gene Ontology annotation, cellular component: endoplasmic reticulum membrane.